AUGUUGUUUUCCGAUGCCGCCGCAGCAAACUGCACACUGCUGUGUCCGCUGACACACGCAGACGAAGAUCCCUAUGGCGGCGGCCUGUCGGUUGAAACACUUAUUAUAGAUGAAGAUGACACAGCUGUCCAGAGCCGCGGCCGCCGACUGACGUCUGCAGACUUCAUAGGGGAGCACCGCGUAAUCGCGGUAAGGAGGAGCCUGUACAAGCUCCACUGCAUCGAAAGCGAAGGCGGCAUUCUUGCUCCUUUCUUUGCAGCAAUUUCGGAGCCUUGGAGUCCCCUUAACCCACACCGAACAGGAGUACUAACUCCCGUCUCUCCCGACGCGCUGUUGUUGGGACCCUCUAGUCUACGGCCACUGGAGGACCUGCUGGUAAUCCCUCGUCGCCCAUCUGCGGCAUUGGCCUUAUUGAACGACUUGUUGAAUUUACAUCGAGAGCAGCAUGGUGGGUCCAUAGGUCGUCCAAUGGCCCGGCCACUGGGAGUCGAACCCAGGGUGCCAGACCGUGAACUGUUCGCAUUUCAGGAAGCGCAAUAUUACCCCUCCUAUGAAGCUGAAGGAGAUGCAGCCGGCGCUCGCUCAGAGUCUUGCAGUUUGGACGACGGAAAUAGCUUUUUCGAGGAAGGUUCCGCCGCAGUAACAGAAGGACCAACGCCUGGUGGUAAGUGUGAUGCGUGGUUGGAAUGCAUCGAGGUAGAGAUGCCUAGAGCUGAAUAUGACGGAUUGACUGCGCGUACAGCAGAGCUUGAGAAGUCUUUGGUCCUAAAAAGGCAAAACGUGGUCAACGCCAUUGCUAGUUUGGCUUGGGAGCGCCGCCUUCUUCAGUCACACUCGGUCAGUUGGUUGCCUCCGCUAACUCUAACUGCGGACUCACGGCUGUCUAGAUGCGCCACUGCUUCAGCAGACCUGCAACCGCUGGCAGCGAGGGCAACUAAUCGCUUGUUGAGUCUAUGCGAGGCUCUGGUCCAGUCGGUGUCUUCACACCAGCAGCAUGUCUCCCGUAAAGCAGCAGCUGACGCCGUUGCUGCUGCUUUGGAGCAGCACAGCCAUCUCGUGGGCGCCGUCAGAGCCCUCACUGCAGCAUACGGCGACCUGGCCAUCUUCCGCGCUAGAUGUGACAGCCGGGAGGCCAUAAGAAACUCUUGUCUAGUGCAGACUGAAAGCAGGGGUUCUUCCGGAGGGUCUGCUGGAGAGGACCUCAUAGAGGGCUCCAAAGCAGUUCCACUGGGACAAUCUCUGGUGUAUGAAAUGCAAGACGAAGGUCAUGAAGUUAGCCAGCCGGCGACGCUUGCAGUACCUGCCGACUCUGCUAGCAAGUCAGCGAGGCCCAGGAAAGCAGCAGCAGCUACCGGCAGGGCAAAAGCAAUUAGGAAGGAGCAAAAAGCAAAGAGAGCCAAGACAGACACGCCGGCCAGCGGAAGUGAUCAAACGGGGAGUAGAAAAGAGGCAAAAGCGUCACUUGUCACGAAAGCAAGUCAGCCAAAGCCAAAAGCAAACACAGUCGCAACAACACCAACAGCUGCUGCAGCUGCGAGUUCCAAAGCCAUAAAAACAAAGGCGAAUGCUGCACAUUCAGAGGGCAGCAGUCUCAAGAGCGUCUUGAAGAAAAGCAAAACGAAAGUCGUAAAAGCGAGCAAAGAUACGGACACCACGACGCCGCCGAUUCCUAACUUCUCAAAUGUAUCCAAGCCAGCAACAGUGAAACCGAGCGACACCUCCUCUCUUGAUUCGACGCAAUGCACGCAGCAGCAGCAACAGGGCCUUGCCGACGAAUAUGAGCACGGAAUAGACAGCAUCAAGGGGGAACAUGAAUUGGAACAGCUCAGAAGUGAAAGUCAUGCAGGCUUCAUGCCCGCACACACCAACAUGAAAUGUACAGAUGCCAGAGAAGUUGUCAGUGAGGCUGGAGGGAGCGAGCUGGCGUGGGGAUCCUCUGCUGCGCAGCCAUCCGCAGGCAGUAAGGAUGAAGAGUGUGCCAGUGAAGAGGGAAGUAGAGGCGUAAGCACGCCCCAGUGCAGCCAAACGACAAAAACGUGUAGCAGCAGCAGCACCGUCUGCCACUGUUCCCACUGCAUUCAGAGAGCUCCCCCCCGUACUAACCCAGGAGGGCCUCAUCAGCAUACAGAUCCCAGCUACAAUAGUGCAACUUUUGCUGAACAACCCACCUCUGCCAGCAGCACCAGCACCAGCAGCUUUAUGUAUGACGCACUGGCGUCUUUGCCUUCAAAGGAACUACGCCACUCAUCUCGCUCGAAAGUUUUUGACAUGAUCCAGAGGCAAGCGUCGGAAGCUAAAAUCAGGAGAGGCACUGAGGCCUAUGACUUCCGAAAGGCGUCAACCUUUCCGGGGACACUGCCACCGGCAAGAGCAGCAGCAGCAACAGCUGCACGGGAUAGAAGUAAGCUCCAGAAGUCGAACAGUGUUAGUAGAAGAGCAACAACAGCAAACAGGAGGGCGUCCAACAGCCAGACUGCAGCGCUGAACCGCUUCAGCAGCACCACCAACGAUAGGCGCGACGGCGCAGCCAUUUGGGGGCGCACAGGGUAUGUUGCAUCCUGA
This is a messenger RNA of Eimeria necatrix, 2562 nucleotides long. RefSeq lists its product as hypothetical. NCBI's taxonomy places the organism in Eukaryota, Apicomplexa, Conoidasida, Eucoccidiorida, Eimeriidae. The record is from RefSeq and is a predicted model, not a curated record. The transcript has a single exon. The coding region runs from base 1 to 2562 and encodes 853 amino acids.